Messenger RNA from Phyllostomus hastatus (greater spear-nosed bat), 483 nucleotides. RefSeq names its product sentan, cilia apical structure protein (gene SNTN). The record is from RefSeq and is a predicted model, not a curated record. Lineage: Eukaryota; Metazoa; Chordata; Mammalia; Chiroptera; Phyllostomidae. The transcript is spliced from 4 exons.
AUGUGAGACUGUAUGCAAAGUACCCAGGAGCAAGCUCUGCACUUGGAAGGGGAUCUCAAUCCUUCUACAGUCCCAAUGUCCACCUUAGCAUCUAAGAAAAUGCCCAAAAGUCACAUUUCAAUAUCCAAACAACUGGCUUCAAUAAAAGCUCUCAGGAAGGGCUCAGAUCUGGAAAAUGCUAUUGCCAUCACUGCUCUGAUUUUCAGAAAUUCUUCUGACCCUGAUGGUAAACUUGAAAAAGCUACUGCCAAAAAUCUGGUACAAACCUAAUUUAAGAAUUUCACAGAGGUUCAUGCUUUUUCUUUAUUCUUACGGGGAUGAGAAACCAACCCAAAAUACAAAGACCUUCUCUCUGAACUUGAUGAGCAUACAGAAAAUAAGUUUGAUUUUGAGGAUUCCAUGAUCUUACUAUUAAACAUCACUGUAAUAUCAGAUUUGCUACAAAAUAUAUGGAAUGUAAAAAUGACAAAUAAACAGCUUUAA